AUGGAACAUUUCUGUCUUGUGUACUUAACACUUUGUUCCGUCUUUAUAUCAAUUCUUGGAGACUACUGUCCGUAUAAGGCAAUGUUUACGGAUCUCCCGAGGGCUCUCCUUCAGUUAAAUAAACUCCAGCAUUUAACCAUUGCCGAUACGCAGAUCACCAACUGGGACACGGAUAUUGUAAGACAUAUCGGUUCAACACUGCAGACAUUGAUACUGAUCAAUACUAGCCUAACAUCCUGGCCCACCUGGGUAACGUUACUCCCUCAUCUGGGCACUCUUGAGCUAUCCUACAUGCAGCUUCGAGUUCCAGAUGAUGCUUUCGAUAACCAGAUCAACACGAUGUUCAGUGUUAAUUUUGAAAACUGCAACCUUACGGAGAUUCCAAGCGCACUGUCCAAAUUAAUACAUUUGCAGUAUUUAGUUCUGGACAACAACAACAUAACCAAAGUUACUGGACUGCCCAAUUCUCCAAAUUUAACAACGUUAACUCUAGAUGGCAACCAGAUUUCGGACGCAGCACAGCUAAGUGAAGGACUUCGGCCAGUGGCCAACUCAUUAACCACUUUGACGUUGCGAGAAAAUAGACUGCUAUCAAUGCCAGAUCUUUCCGCUAUGGUCAAGCUGGACUCACUUGAUCUGACUCAGAAUGUUAUAUCAAGCAUCGGUAAUGGUAAAGUCCCAGCUUCUCUAACGGUAAUGGAUUUAGAAAACAACUACCUUCCAUCGUUAUAUUUCUUUAUGCAAACUGGAGUUAAAUUGAUGAUCUUACGCUUUGAUCAUAACUCUGUUCUGGACAUUCGCGAUGUGGACAUUCCGGUUAGCGUCUCCGACAUGAGCGUCGCUUCCAACCGAAUCAAGCAGCUGACCGACGCCAGCUUCCCCCUCAAUUCCCAGAUGGGGUCCCUAACGCUGGAUUUUAACCCUAUCUCUAAGAUUUCCUUACACGCUUUCUCGAACCUGCAGAGCCUUGUUUACAUGUCCAUGGUAGGCACGCAGUUGACUAGGCUUCCUCUGGCACUCGGGGCUUUAGCCAGCCUCAGAACUGUUAGUUUUGAUCAAAGUGCUCAUCUGGUAUGUACGUGUGUAGAAAAAGAUUUGCAGGACUGGACUUCGAAUGUGGAGAUUAAUGGCGAUUGUGGAAUGACCUCAGUUGCGUACUUCUUUCAAUUUAUGAGUGACCAGUGUCCAGAUUAA
Candidula unifasciata is the source of this 1194-nucleotide messenger RNA. The record is from the annotation of a GenBank genome assembly. NCBI's taxonomy places the organism in Eukaryota, Metazoa, Mollusca, Gastropoda, Stylommatophora, Geomitridae.